Molecule: messenger RNA, 1617 nt
Organism: Prunus armeniaca (apricot)
Lineage: Eukaryota; Viridiplantae; Streptophyta; Magnoliopsida; Rosales; Rosaceae
Source: the annotation of a GenBank genome assembly
AUGGCAACCGUAGACGAGCCAUCAUCCGCACCAAUGGUCCACACAGCAAAGGUUGCCAGCAUCAAGCCUCUAAGGACAUGGCGCCCUCGGAGGGACAGGGAUCUUCGCGAAAAGGGGGCCGUUUCGGCCGAGUCAAAGGCCGCAGCCCUGGGGAAGACCGAUGAGGGUAUCAUCGACGUCUACCGUGGAAGGGACCCCUCUUUUUUAGCCAGCGGUUUGUUCUUCCUUAGGAAAUUCCAUAAAGACCACUCAGCCAUCGACCUAUACGGCCUGACCCUUGAGAACCACGAAAUCGUGGAACUGGCUCUCAAGAACGCUAAGGCAGAAAGACUCCUCAUUACCAGGGGAUCCGACUCGGCCAUUAAGGCAGUAUACCAGGCGAACCGAGAGGCCAAGGCAAGAGGGACGCCAGGUUACCAACCCGAUCAGGGAAGACUAGAGGAUAAGGCCCCUUUCGGCAGGAGCGACUUAGAAUACCUCCGCCAGUAUUUCUCUGUGACUCCGGCCAAUACUUUCUUCGGUCUAACGACCAAGGAGAGUGCCCGGGUGAGUCGUCCGGAUGACUAUCUAAUGGCCAGGGACGCAUUGGCGGAAGUUAGGCGAGCCCUCGAGGAAGAGGCCGAGGCCUCGGACCCUCCUGAGACCAAAGCGGCUGCAAACAGAACCCCGGGGAUUGCAAGGCCUAUGGUCGAGGGCCGCGGCGAUCCUUUCUUCGGACAUGAGGCCGAGGACGACCUCACAUUGGGAAUCUCCGACGAGGAAUACGAGGGGGUCCUCGGGAUGGUUGAAAAAAGAACCCUCGCCGGGAGCGGCUGUAAGGCCGGAGGGGAAGCUAGUAGGGAGACCCAGCAGGAGCCAAAUGAGGUCACCAUGAACAUGGUCUUGGUGCUACCAUCUGAAUUUUCGGCCCCAAGAGGCCAGACCGACGGCCUCGAUAACGACGUGGCCGAAGAACAGCUUGGUCAAAGGCCGAAAACAAAGGAAGAGUUGUUGGCCGUGGCUUUUAACGAGGUAAUACCCAGAGACGAGCUAAGCAAAUACCGACACCUCAAGCCAUUGUAUAUCUCAGCCCAUGUCGAAGGUGUGCCCAUAUCCAAGGUCUUCGUUGACUGCGGAGCGAUGGUCAACAUCCUUCCCUGUUCGCUAAUGAGGAAGCUGGGCAAAACGAGAGAGGACCUCGUCCCUAGUGACGUGGUCAUAAGCAGCUUUGUCGGCAACAAAUCUAAAACCAUCGGGGUACUGUCGCUAAAAAUCACCGUGGCCGAUCAGACGAGAGUCGCGGCUUUUUACGUGGUCGAAUCCAGCGUAGACUACAAUAUACUACUCGGCCAUGACUGGAUCCAUCAGUCCGGGUGCAUACCGUCCUCCCUCUUCCAACUUUUGUUCUUCUGGGAAGGCCAGAGGGUAUCCAUACACCCGGUCGACGAAAAACCCUUUGAAAACAACGCUGUGCAAGCACGGAUUUACGACGACGACGUCGGAUGGGUUGUCCUCACCGGCCACGAUGCGAGCGGCCGACCAACCAGGACAACGGCCCAGAAAGUGCUGGAGUUAGGCGCCGAGAAUGUUCGACAGGAUUCGGCGCGCGAAGUGUUGAUCGACCUCACCAGCCUUUAA